Molecule: messenger RNA, 348 nt
Organism: Candidula unifasciata
Lineage: Eukaryota; Metazoa; Mollusca; Gastropoda; Stylommatophora; Geomitridae
Source: the annotation of a GenBank genome assembly
CUUCCUAUAAUCAAUUCAGUUGUUCAACUGCAGGAAGAAAAAAAGAGCAUUGUAGACAGAUAUCAUGCAGUCCAAGAAGUUUGUCUCACUGUGCAGCAGUAUCUAGACACAAUAGCCUCUUUAGGAGAGAGAGUUAAAAACACAUUCAACUGGAGUGUGCCAUGGUUGUCAACUCUGGCUGUCGUUGCUCUGUUGACAGGGUGUGUUGUGCUUUUCUAUAUUCCACUUCGUUAUUUGCUGCUAGCCUGGGGUAUAAAUAAAUUCACAAAGAAGUUGCGUAAGCCAAAUGCUCUUUCGAAUAAUGAAUUAUUGGACUUCUUGUCUCGAGUUCCUUCAGAUGACGAACUG